UACGACAGUUGCUUUGCGGUAGCACCGGAAAAGAAAGAUGGCGGCUACCUUGCUAGGUGCUCCGCGAGCGGUUCCUGCACCCUGCUGGGGACCAGAGGCCAUCACCCCGGACUGGGAAAACCGAGAAGUCUCCACAGGGACCACGAUUAUGGCUGUGCAGUUUGACGGGGGCGUGGUUCUAGGGGCUGACUCCAGAACAACCACUGGGUCCUACAUCGCCAAUCGAGUGACUGACAAGCUGACUCCUAUUCAUGACCGCAUUUUCUGCUGCCGCUCAGGUUCAGCAGCUGAUACCCAGGCAGUAGCAGAUGCUGUCACUUAUCAGCUUGGUUUCCACAGCAUUGAGUUGAAUGAGCCUCCACUGGUACACACUGCAGCCAGCCUGUUUAAGGAGAUGUGUUACCGAUACCGGGAAGAUCUGAUGGCAGGAAUCAUCGUCGCAGGCUGGGACCCUCAAGAAGGAGGGCAGGUCUACUCAGUCCCCAUGGGAGGUAUGAUGGUAAGGCAGUCCUUUGCCAUUGGAGGUUCAGGGAGCUCAUAUAUCUAUGGCUAUGUUGAUGCUACCUUUCGGAAAGGCAUGACCAAGGAAGAGUGUCUACAAUUCACUGCCAAUGCUCUUGCUUUGGCCAUGGAGCGGGAUGGUUCCAGUGGAGGGGUGAUCCGCCUGGCAGCCAUUGAAGAAUCAGGGGUUGAGAGGCAGGUACUUUUGGGUAACCAGAUACCCAAAUUCACUUUUGCUGCUUUACCACCCCCCUGAAUCCUGAGAUUCUAGGCUGCAAUAAGAGAUACCAAUACCCCAUAAUGAUUUAAAGAUUGAGGGCCAGGAAUGUAGCUCAGCAGCACAGUGCCUGCCUGGCAAGCCCUGAGUUUGAUUCCUGGUCAUCCA
Fukomys damarensis (Damara mole-rat) is the source of this 886-nucleotide messenger RNA. RefSeq names its product proteasome 20S subunit beta 6 (gene Psmb6). NCBI's taxonomy places the organism in Eukaryota, Metazoa, Chordata, Mammalia, Rodentia, Bathyergidae. The record is from RefSeq and is a predicted model, not a curated record. The transcript has 6 exons. The coding region runs from base 38 to 757 and encodes 239 amino acids. Gene Ontology annotation, cellular component: proteasome core complex. Gene Ontology annotation, molecular function: threonine-type endopeptidase activity.